Messenger RNA from Lobosporangium transversale, 2163 nucleotides. Its product is annotated as WD40-repeat-containing domain protein. The record is from RefSeq and is a predicted model, not a curated record. The transcript is spliced from 11 exons. Bases 146 to 2155 code for a protein of 669 amino acids. Gene Ontology annotation, molecular function: protein binding. Lineage: Eukaryota; Fungi; Mortierellomycota; Mortierellomycetes; Mortierellales; Mortierellaceae.
ACUCAUUCGAAGAAAAAGUGUUCAAGUUCAUUUUGCUCAUUCAGAUCAUCCUCAUCCUCAUCGGGCUUUGCAUCCUACGUGUCUGACUACACAAAACAACUCCUAAGCUCUAAAGCAUUCUCAUAAACCAGUUGAACCCCUCAUCAUGACACUCCCGGCAACUGAACCUCUGACGCCUACGGACACUAACACCACCACCCACUCGGUGACAUCCCCUCAAAAACGCGUCGUUGUCUCUCAUGUGUGCAUCCCUCCUCGUGGCAAAGAGAAUAAUGAAAGUCUCCUGAACGGAGAUAUCAAAACAAAAUCUCAAACCACGACUGCUGCAGCGGCAGCUGUUGAAGAAACUAUUGACAUUGAGAGUGUCGAUGGCCCUACACCUUCUGAUACAGAAUACACUGAGGAUGGUCGUCCUAUUCGCAAACGCAAAGCCAAGGUGCCUUUCGAUGAAGAUACAGAAAUGGAUACAGAUGAGCUUCUAGAAAAAGAGGUCAAGACCAAGAAAAAGCCUUCACCCAAGGCCAAAGUGGGAAGGACACCCAAGGCCGCCAAGGAUGAGGCUUCUACCGUCAAGGCACCAAGGAAGACAACCAGGAAGAUAAAGUCAGCUUUUAGUGACGAUGAUGAAAGCUCUGAAGCUCCUUCUACCGAGAGCGCUUUUACCAAGUUCAAACGCAUCCCCAAAUCCAAGAUGCAAUAUGUUAAGCCUGAUAAUCCUCAUGACUUUGAUCCAGAUUACGUCUACAGCUUGGCACGUCAAUACCCUGAUAACUAUGCAAAACAUCAUGCUGAGAGUAAGUCCGGAAUGCUUAACAAGAUUAACGAGGAUCAUCCUCUGCAAUUGGUUGACUGCAAUAUCCAUGACCAAGCUCCUAUCACUGGUAUGGUGCUCUCGCCUGACGGCACCAUGUUGGCAACGUUCUGUAAUUUGGGGUCAGUUCGGCUGUGGGAUUUGGAGGAUUUUUCGCUUUUGAAGACUCUACGUGAUUUUAAGGAAGAGCAUAUUGAUGAGUUUUAUGUUGGAACAUUCGUACCAGACCAGACUAAAAUCUUGGCUGGUGGCAAGCGCAAAGACCGAAAUAAUUGGUCAGAGACAGAUGACGAUAACAACAUCUUGCCCUGUCCUCUGAAGCUUUUUGAUAUCUUGACGGGUGAGGUUGUAACUAAACUUGAGGGACAUACAGAAGAGAUGCUGUGUGUGAAGAGAGUCCAAUUCAAGGGGGAGAACUACUUCCUCAGUGGUAGUCAGGAUGGAUAUCUUACUAAAUGGCACAUGGACUCCGACUGGAAGACACUACAGUCAUCGGUGCAGAUGAGAGAUGGAAUCACCUGCAUGGCCUUCACUGUCUCCUUUGUGCCGAACACUGGCAACAAAUAUUUUCUUGCUGCAGCAGACGAAAACCUUCGUCUUUAUGACUUUGAGAACGCUGUUCUACUGCAAACCUUCGAGAAUAUGUAUUCAUCAUACUGCGAUUGUGGAAAGUUCAUCACGGCAGUUGAUUUCCCUAUGCCUCCGCCCAUCCCUGAGCCUGCUCCGGUAAUAAAGGAGGAGGAAGCGCCAAUAGAAAUUCAUACCAGGAAGGGCAAGAUGAAAGCUGAAGAACCUGCACCGCCUGCACCAAAACAACAGCAGUUCGCGUACUUUAUUUCAAGGGGUGUCGAGCUACUUGACUCGGAAGAACGCAUGAUUGCCAAGGAUUAUAAUUCUUGUACUUUGCAUAAACUUGUGUAUCCAGAUACAAAAGGUGGAAAGUGGUACCUCACUGAGGUCAAACGAUACCAAGAUGAGGAGUAUUUUUCGAAUGCCUGGCUUAUCAAGAUUGCGUCUAAUGGAAGAUAUUUGAUGGCACCAACAUGCACGGGAGAGGUCUUCAUCUUUAACCUGAAAACAGGACAAGUGACAGGAACUCUCAAAGACCAUGAUGAUGUCGAAGUACGCGAUAUUAUCUUCCAUCCAACGCGACCACUACUCCUCACAAGUGGCGACGAUGGGAUAGUAAAAGUUUAUACUUAUAAAAAUCCGGAGGACCUUGCCAAGGCACGGAAGGAGUCUGCAGAGACAGAACGUGCCAUGGCAGAGGCUGCUGCUUUGGUAUCAGUGGCCACAGACCUCUCGGCAGUAUCUGUCCAGGAUGAUGGUGAUGAGACGGAGUAAAUGAUCAC